Messenger RNA from Eurytemora carolleeae, 576 nucleotides. RefSeq lists its product as uncharacterized. The coding region runs from base 1 to 576 and encodes 191 amino acids. The transcript is spliced from 8 exons. NCBI's taxonomy places the organism in Eukaryota, Metazoa, Arthropoda, Copepoda, Calanoida, Temoridae. The record is from RefSeq and is a predicted model, not a curated record.
AUGGAGAAUUCAGAUAGUAUAUAUCGAGAGGCCGUUACUAAACUUAAAAUUCUUUUAUCUGCUACGCAAAUAUCAGGUAAAGACGGAGGCGGCUCUGAAGGUGGAAGGUAUAAGAAAAUGCCACCAAAACCAAACACAAGAAAGAUUUUUGGCACAAUACCACAGGAAAAUAAGAUGAAAAGACGAGUUAAUUCAUGGCAUAAUUUGACGAAUACGAGUGAAAAUCUCUCCGAAAAAUCGACCAGGGAUGAGAAGCGCCGGGAAUUGUUUGGUUCACAACAGCUUUACUUAGAAAACACAGGUAGUCCUAGAGUAUCAAGAAUACCAGAACCCUACCCUCCAUCUAGAGAUCCAACCCUGUUUAAAAACAAUUAUGGCAGCAACACCGGUAUUUUCCAGAACCAGUUUGUUCAGCCUGUUGAACAUAAGUUAAUCUCUCCUGAGCAUUUGAGACAUCACUCUCCAUCGUCCAGUCCUGCCCUUAGAGCACUUGUUCACAGACAGGAAAAAUAUAUUCAUCAAUUGGAAAUGGAAACUGAGCUCACGAGAUCCCAGCUUACACAGUUUCGAUUAUAA